This is a messenger RNA of Peniophora sp. CBMAI 1063, 360 nucleotides long. NCBI's taxonomy places the organism in Eukaryota, Fungi, Basidiomycota, Agaricomycetes, Russulales, Peniophoraceae. The record is from the annotation of a GenBank genome assembly.
AUGUAUGGGUGUUUCCUAGUCAAUGAUAGUCCUUGUGCCCACGACGAGCUCAAACCCAAAUUCAGCAUCGUGCGAAGAUCCACCGCUUCAUCUUCUCGACAGGAUCAAGAGACGAUUGUCGUUGUCAGCGAAACCUCGCCAUACGAUCCAAGAGCAUACGCGUGGCAGGGACCGUCACUGGCAACGAAGCGGGGACAUCUCGACAACCAUCAUGUAUACCCGACCGUCACUCACGCAUCGAAGAAAGAGCUUUGCAGAGCGCUACCUUCCACGCUACCAUCUGAUGCAUCGCAGCUUCGCGCGCCUGUCCCCAUGCUUUUUUCUAGAUCGUCGAGAAAACUUCAUCCGGUAGACGCGUAG